AAGACAAGAACAAAAAAAAAAGAAAAAUCAUAAAAGAGGGUACUUCAGUCAACCAUGAAGAUCUCCAAGACUCAGUCCUACUCCCUUGUUGCUGCUGUACUCGCCGUUGCAAGCACCGUCGGUGCUCAUCGUGCUCGUGUCCAACCUUUCGGUCCAGACCUCUCUCAUAAAGAGUACUUGACCCCUUCCUCAUCCGAAUCUUCCUGGACAAGCUUCUUUGGUCGUAUUCGUGAUGGCGGUGAGGACCAGGUUUUCUACACUGGCUAUGCUGCUACUCCCGAAAGAGUCGCCCUCGACUUUGUGGAGGAGAAACUGACCAGUUCUGAUUACAUUGUCAAGAAUGCUUAUACUUCUGGCCAUAACGGGGUCACUCAUGUCUACCUUCGCCAGGUGAUUAACGGCCUAGAGGUGGUGAAUGGUGAUAUCAACGUCAACGUCGACAAGAACGGCAAUGUGAUUUCUUAUGGAGAUUCAUUCUACAAGGGUAACAGCAGAAAUCUCCAGUAUAAUAAACCACUCUCUAUCAAGGAUUGGUUCAAGAAGGAGACUCAAUCUUUCCAGGAACAAGGUCGUCAGAUUGCUUUUGGUCGAUGGGGACGUCGUACUCAUGAGCGUAACUUCGAGUCCGAAGAGGCUGUAAUCUCACCUCAGGACGCCCUUCUUUCCUUUGCACGCCACCUUAAUGUCGAGAUCCCUCGUCCAGAGGAAAUGGACGUUGUCGUGUCUAGCUCACUCACAUCAGACGAAGUAGAGGUCCAUCUGACAAACUGUCCAUUGACUGCCAGUGGUAAGGUUCCUGUUGCUCAAGCCUAUCUCCAGACCGAGAAUGGAGAGCUCGAGCUUGUCUACGAUUUCCAGGUGGAGAUGAAGGACACAGAUAACUGGUUCCAUUCCCAAGUUAGUGCCAAGACUGGCAAGGUCUUGCAGAUGGUUGACUGGGUAGCCGAUGCCACCUACAAUGUCUAUCCUAUGGGCACGAACGAUCCUAAUGACGGUGACCGCAAGUUGGUCAAGAACCCUCACAACACUCUUGCAUCUCCUCUUGGCUGGCACCGCCAGGGCCAGAACAAGAACUUUACCACCACUAUUGGUAACAACGUCUACGCGGGCGAGAACCGUCGCAAUGGCAAUGACUGGCAAAACAACCCCAAGCCCGAGGGCACGGUUGAUGAAGAUGGCGAACUAGUUUUUGACUUCAAGAUCGAUCUGGAGAAAGAUCCCAAGACCUAUGUUGACGCAGCUGUGACCAACCUGUUCUACUGGAAUAACCAGGUCCAUGACGUCUUUUAUCAUUAUGGUUUCACAGAGAAGGCAGGCAACUUCCAGGAGAAUAACUUUGAUCGUGGUGGAGUAGGUAAUGAUGCUGUGAUCGCCAAUGCUCAGGAUGGAUCAGGCUAUAAUAACGCCAAUUUCGCAACCCCUCCUGAUGGUCAACACGGCAAGAUGCGCAUGUAUGUCUGGGAUUUGACGGAGGUAGCCCGUGAUGGUGAUCUUGAGAGUGGUAUCAUCAUCCAUGAGUACGCUCAUGGUAUCUCGACUCGUUUGACAGGAGGUCCUGCCAACUCUGGAUGUCUUGGAUGGGGCGAGGCCGGUGGCAUGGGCGAAGGUUGGGGUGAUUUCUUUGCUACCAUGUUCCGCCAGAAGAAGCACCAUGACUACAACUCCGAGUUCGACAUGGGCUCGUACGCUACCGGUGACAAGGGCAUCCGCCGCUUCCCUUAUUCAACCUCCCUUAAGACAAACCCUGAGACAUUUAAGGUGAUGGACGGUCCCGGCUACUGGGGUGUACAUGCUAAGGGUGAGGUCUGGGCUCAGAUGUUGUUUGAAGUCUACCAGAACUUGCAUUUGCGCCUGCCCUUCACAGAGGAUUGGUAUACAAAGGACAUCACCAAGUAUGCUAAUACUUUGGUUCUCCAGCUGGUGGUCGAUGGCAUGAAAUUGCAGCCAUGCACUCCAACCUUUAUUCAGGCCCGUGAUGCCAUCAUCCAGGCUGAGAAGGUCCUGACCGAGGGUAAAUACCGCUGCGAUAUCUGGAAGGCCUUUGCCAAGCGUGGCUUGGGUCCCAAUGCCAAGGUCGUUGGCGCUAACUCUCCCUUCGGAAGUAUUCGUACUGAAGACUUUAACACCCCAAGCACUUGCGAAGAAGACGAUGAAUAAGUCAUCCAAUACCCUUCUUUCUUUUUUUUAUACAACACAUAACCUGGUCUUGUAGUAUCCUUCCUUUUGUCUUUGUCUUUUUUUUUUUGUCUUAGUUUUUUUUAGUAGUUUUUUAUUAGUUUUUUAUUAGUUUUUUGUAUAUUUAUAUGUUUGCUGUAGCUUUAGUUCCAAGAUGGACAUGCCAAAGGCUUGUGCUUUAUUAAAAAUAAAAUUUUACAAUAUUAGC
This is a messenger RNA of Lobosporangium transversale, 2383 nucleotides long. RefSeq names its product Fungalysin metallopeptidase-domain-containing protein. Gene Ontology annotation, molecular function: zinc ion binding; metalloendopeptidase activity. The transcript is spliced from 2 exons. Bases 55 to 2157 code for a protein of 700 amino acids. The record is from RefSeq and is a predicted model, not a curated record. Lineage: Eukaryota; Fungi; Mortierellomycota; Mortierellomycetes; Mortierellales; Mortierellaceae.